AUGGCCGAGCCCUCUGGUCACCGCUCUCGCGGUUCCGAUGACAUGGGAGUCUACGACGAUGCCAAAAGCUACUACACAGAAGAGCGUCAUCAGAACCGUGCUGGUCCCCGUACCCGAACUUACUCCCAGAACAGCUUGAUGCACCGUUUUGAACGAACCAGCCUUCGAGAGCCUUUUCGACGUGGUAGUCAUGAUGAAAACUCCCAACACAACCGCCGCUUUCUGAUCCAAGUCGACUCGACGUUGGAAAGCCUUUCGCUUCAAGAAGACCCCAAUGGCAACAUGCAGAUUACAAUCGAGGACAAUGGGCCCAAGGUUAUUUCUCUGCGUACCGCCGCUUCAGCUGGUCACAACCGCUUCGAUGUCCGUGGAACUUAUAUGCUGUCCAACCUCCUGCAGGAGUUGACCCUGGCCAAAGAAUACGGACGAAAACAGAUCGUUCUGGAUGAGGGCCGCCUCAACGAGAACCCAGUCGACCGUCUGUCCCGCAUGAUCCGUGAUCAUUUCUGGGAGAACUUGACAAGACGCAUUGAUGCUUCGACCGUCGACAUUGCCGCUCGAGACCCCAAAGAUUGGACAGCCGACCCUCGCCCGCGCAUCUACAUCCCAUACCGGUGCCCGAGACAAUAUGAGUUCUACAAGAGGGUCGCCGAAGAAAGACCCGAGAUGCGCUUGGACGUCCAGAUGCUGCCUGAAAAGAUUACCCCUGAUAUUGUUCGUGACAUGAACGAUGCCCCUGGUCUUUUGGCCGUGGAUGUGCAAGAAGUCCCAGAGCCAGAGCAUCCUUCUGGGUGGACCCUCAAGGGCAUGCCCUUUGUUGUCCCAGGUGGCCGUUUCAACGAGCUUUACGGCUGGGAUAGCUACAUGGCAUCUUUGGGCCUCCUGAUCAACGAUCGGGUUGAUCUGGCUAAAUCAAUGGUCAUCAACUUCUGUUUCUGUAUCGAACAUUACGGCAAGAUUCUGAACGCCACUCGGUCGUACUACCUUUGUCGGUCACAGCCUCCCUUCUUGACAGACAUGGCCCUCCGUGUCUAUGAAAAGAUCAAGCACGAGCCAGAUGCCAAGGAAUUCCUUCGACGAUCUAUUCUGGCCGCCAUCAAGGAGUACCACAGUGUGUGGGUGUCGGAGCCUCGACUGGACCCCCAAACAGGUCUCUCGAGGUACCGACCAGAAGGCCGUGGUGUGCCUCCUGAGACGGAGGCUACCCACUUUGUGCACAUCCUUGACCCUUACGUCAAGAAGCAUAACAUGAAGUUUGAAGAUUUUGUGCGAGCGUACAACCACGGUGAUAUCGAGGAGCCUGAGCUUGACGAAUACUUCAUGCAUGAUCGUGCCGUGCGAGAGUCAGGCCAUGAUACCUCGUACCGCCUUGAAGGCGUUUGUGCCAACCUGGCUACCAUCGAUCUCAACUCUCUCCUAUUCAAAUAUGAGACUGAUAUUGCCCGAACUAUCCGUAGCGUUUUCAACGACAAGUUGACUAUGCCCGAAGAAUUCUGCGCCGGCACACCUUACCAGCCAGGAGAGGUUCUUUCGUCGGCUGCUUGGGACCGACGAGCGAAGCGACGUAAGCUGACAGUUGACAAGCUGAUGUGGGAUGAGAAGGAGGGAAUGUUCUUCGAUUAUGACACCGUGAAGCGUGAGCGUUGCACAUACGAGAGCUGUACAACGCUGUGGGCUCUCUGGGCGGGUAUCGCCACGCCCAAGCAGGCGGCCGAGAUGGUCCGCAAAGCUCUCCCCAAGUUCGAGGCAUACGGUGGCCUGGUUUCAGGAACAGAAGAAUCUCGUGGAGCGGUCGGCUUGGAACGGCCUAACAGACAAUGGGAUUUCCCGUAUGGCUGGCCUCCACAACAGAUGCUGGCGUGGACUGGCUUGAUCCGCUACAGCUUCAAUGAAGAGGCAGAGCGAAUUGCCUACAAGUGGCUCUUCAUGGUCACCAAGGCCUUUGUUGACUACCACGGUGUCGUAGUCGAGAAGUACGAUGUGACACGGCCAGACGAUCCUCACCGAGUGGAUGCAGAGUACGGUAACCAAGGUCUUGGUUUCCGAGGUGUUAACAAGGAAGGAUUCGCAUGGGUUAAUGCCAGUUACAUCUACGGACUGCAAAUUAUCAAUGCGCAUAUGCGCAGAGCACUCGGAGCCCUCACGCCGUACCAGACAUUGAUGAAGGCUAUUGAGCAGAAUGAAGAGAAGACGCUGGCUGGUCUGCUUGCUUCAUAG
This is a messenger RNA of Fusarium sp. VM40, 2217 nucleotides long. The record is from the annotation of a GenBank genome assembly. NCBI's taxonomy places the organism in Eukaryota, Fungi, Ascomycota, Sordariomycetes, Hypocreales, Nectriaceae.